GAUUGACAAGCAAUAAACGCCGAGCGCCGGGCUGUGCUGGAGUCGCCGCGAGCCAGAGGCUCCCAGAGGAGCAGGAGAGACAUUUCAGAGCCCUUGCUGACAUCGCCAUGCCAGUUGCCGCCACCAACUCUGAGUCUGCCAUGCAGCAAGUCCUGGACAACCUGGGAUCCCUCCCCAAUGCCACGGGGGCUGCAGAGCUGGACCUGAUCUUCCUUCGAGGCAUUAUGGAAAGUCCCAUAGUCAGAUCCCUGGCCAAGGCCCACGAGCGGCUGGAGGAGACCAAGCUGGAAGCCGUGCGGGACAACAACCUGGAGCUGGUGCAGGAGAUCCUGCGGGACCUGGCGCAGCUGGCUGAGCAGAGCAGCACUGCCGCAGAGCUGGCGCGCAUCCUCCAGGAGCCCCACUUCCAGUCCCUCCUGGAGACUCACGACUCAGUGGCCUCAAAGACCUAUGAGACACCACCCCCUAGCCCUGGCCUGGACCCCACAUUUAGCAACCAACCCGUACCUCCUGACGCUGUGCGCAUGGUGGGCAUCCGCAAGACAGCCGGAGAGCAUCUGGGCGUGACAUUCCGCGUGGAAGGCGGGGAGUUGGUAAUUGCCCGCAUUCUGCAUGGGGGCAUGGUGGCUCAGCAAGGCCUGCUGCACGUGGGUGACAUCAUCAAGGAGGUGAAUGGACAGCCGGUGGGCAGUGACCCCCGGGCGCUGCAGGAGCUUUUGCGCAGUGCCAGCGGCAGCGUCAUCCUCAAGGUCCUUCCCAGUUACCAGGAGCCCCAUCUACCCCGCCAGGUAUUUGUUAAAUGCCACUUCGACUAUGACCCGGCCCGAGACAGCCUCAUCCCCUGCAAGGAAGCAGGUCUGCGCUUCAGUGCUGGAGACUUGCUUCAGAUUGUAAACCAGGAUGAUGCCAACUGGUGGCAGGCAUGCCAUGUGGAAGGGGGCAGUGCUGGGCUCAUCCCCAGCCAGCUGCUGGAGGAGAAGCGGAAGGCAUUUGUAAAGCGGGACCUGGAGCUGACACCAACCUCAGGGACCCUGUGUGGCAGCCUUUCAGGAAAGAAAAAGAAGCGAAUGAUGUAUUUGACUACCAAGAAUGCAGAGUUUGACCGCCACGAGCUGCUCAUUUAUGAAGAGGUGGCCCGUAUGCCCCCGUUCCGCCGGAAAACCCUGGUGCUGAUCGGGGCGCAGGGUGUGGGCCGGCGCAGCCUGAAGAACAAGCUCAUCAUGUGGGAUCCGGACCGCUAUGGCACCACGGUGCCCUACACAUCCCGGAGGCCCAAGGACUCGGAGCGGGAAGGCCAAGGCUAUAGCUUUGUGUCCCGUGGGGAGAUGGAGGCUGAUAUCCGUGCUGGGCGCUACCUGGAACAUGGCGAGUAUGAGGGCAACCUGUAUGGCACACGAAUUGACUCCAUCCGGGGUGUGGUCGCUGCCGGCAAGGUGUGCGUGCUGGAUGUCAACCCCCAGGCUGUGAAGGUGCUGAGGACAGCCGAGUUUGUCCCUUAUGUGGUGUUCAUUGAGGCUCCUGACUUUGAGACCCUGCGGGCCAUGAACAGGGCUGCCCUGGAGAGUGGAGCGUCCACCAAGCAGCUCACGGAGGCGGAUCUGAGACGGACAGUGGAGGAGAGCAGCCGCAUCCAGAGGGGCUACGGGCAUUACUUUGACCUCAGCCUGGUCAAUAGCAACCUGGAGAGGACCUUCCGCGAACUCCAGGCCGCCAUGGAGAAGCUGCGGACCGAGCCCCAGUGGGUGCCUGUCAGCUGGGUGUACUGAGCCUCUUCAUCUGGACCUCGUUCUCCACUGGGUUAUAACUCACAACCUGAAUCCAUCCCCUUCCCUACCUGUGACCCCCAGCCACAAUCUUCAGCCACAUCUCUGGCUUUCCCUGGGUAGCUGCUCCCAGCAGGCCCUAAGCUGGCUUCAGCGCAGAGGUGCGCACUGCCAGGGAGGCGGGUAUUCAUGGGGCACCUCUGUGCUCAGGUGCUGCCCGCUCCCAAGUCCAUUGGCCACCAGAUGUCCCUCUGUAAGGGACAGGCUGUUCCCAGGAGUAUGUCAGAGUCACAGCCCCCCCCCCCAAUAAUGCUUAGUCCAGAUGAGCAAAGCUGUUUGAGGACCCCAUGGUCAGUAGGUACUCAACCCUCUGCCCCUGUCCCCAGCCACCUUUCUCAUCUGGACAGGCCACUCCAACCCCAUUCCCAGGCUCCCACC
Castor canadensis (American beaver) is the source of this 2201-nucleotide messenger RNA. It is a transcript of the gene Mpp2, whose product is annotated as MAGUK p55 scaffold protein 2. The record is from RefSeq and is a predicted model, not a curated record. NCBI's taxonomy places the organism in Eukaryota, Metazoa, Chordata, Mammalia, Rodentia, Castoridae. Gene Ontology annotation, molecular function: protein binding.